AUGAAAGACGUGUGCAGGUUUGUGAGACUGUUGGAGUAUGCAGAAGAUGUUCUGAAUUGUGAGCAGAUAAUAGUAUGCUUCUGUAAAGAUCGACCUGAUCGUGCCCUACUGGUACGAACAUUUAUGUUCCUGGGAUUUGCUGCUCUACCUCCAGGACAUCCUCUGACUCCCAGCAAUGCAGACGCAUCCCAACUCUUCAUGUUGUACAACGUUCAGUAGCUUGUUCUCCUCUAUAGCUCUCUGCUGCACUAUCUCCCAAAAAUCAAAAAAAAAUAUAAUAAUAUGUAAAAGUAUAAAAAAAAAAUAGUAUGUUGGGUCUGCAAGAUAAGCUAUUAAGUGAUUUAAAAACAUGAAAAGAACAAAGAAGUCACAAGUUUUAAACUUCAAUAUUCUUUAUGUAGUUUUUAGGUGUUUGUUUCAGAUUUUUUUUUUUUUUUAAUUUUUUUCAUAUAAAGUGUAAACGAUUAAAGUGUGUGUCAAGAGAAACUGGUGGGAUGGUCAUUCCAUUAUUUUUUUAACUAUGGGAUUUGCUUGAUUGGUAGAAGGUUUUGGUAUAAUGGACAUGUAACCAGCAUGUUAUCCUGUUCUGUUUUUAAUUGAUUUGCCUUGAGAGAAACACAGUAAACUCUUAAUUAUAUUAUGAAACAGAAAAUGCUCACUUAUACUCCAAAUCAUGCCAAUUUCAUUUUAAGACUUUUCACUCUUGUAUUAUUCAUAACCAAAGAAGACGAAAAAUGAGUGAAUAAUUGUGCGUUUGAGUGCCUGCAUUUACAGUUUGCAGCUCUGAACUAUAGCUCUAACAUUACCUUUGUGGAAUGUACUCCACCCAAAAUUUAGUGCCUCAGCUCCACCUCUGCCUUACACCUGUGCUAAAUCUUGCAUAAAGAGUAGGAAGUAACGUAUUAAAGUUACUUGGUCACGAUUGUGUAAUUUACAAAUGAAUUUAAAAAUAAGAAUGAAAGGUGUGCAGUUUCUACCUUUCUGUGUAUGUUAAACAUGUUCUGAGUUGCAUUAAUCUGAAUAGUGUAAACAAAUAAUUGAGAGUCUACUGUUUUAUCUUGACUGAAAUUGUAUUUGUAUGCAAGUUCUUAUGUACUGUGUGAAAUGUGACUGCAGUUUGUAAUAGGAUAAGACAACUUUUGAGUGGUGAAAAUGAUGCAUUAUUACAAAGAAUAAAAACUUUGAAUCCAUCAAAUUACUAUUCAAAAAUUAUUAAAUAGUUGAUUACACAAGUUUUUUAGCAAUUGUUUUCUUGUGCUGAGGGGUCAAAUGCGUGGUGGUUACAUGACUCUUGAUAUACAUUCACCAUAUAUUAUAAAUACAAACAUAUUUAUUUCUGCAAUUAUAUGUAGUAUUCAAAACAUUUUAACACAGUGCACCCUACAAUAAAAAAAAAUUGAAAACUCCAUUGGUAUUUGUUUAUUUUCAGUAACUUUCCUUGUAGAUUCUUUUCCUGUUGAAUUACUUAAUGAAACAACAUCAUGGCAUUAUGAAUAUACUUGUAAUGUGCAAGCUGCUUGUGCACGAGGUUUCUGAAAACAUACUGCUAGAGUUCAAGCUGUUGUUUUCCUAGAAACUUGUGAAUUUUUUUCAAAAUUAUCUACGUAUUUGUUCUAUACAUUUGAAUGAAUUCUCAGGAUAAAAAUUAAAACCUUGUUUUUGACAGUUUCUGAAUAUUCUUGCUUGAGGUACAAAGUGCUGUGUUUUCAAUGUAAAUGUGGGGUAUUAUUACGGUUACUAAUUACAUAAGUUUUUGAGCUGGUUUUGGGAAGGGUUCAAACCAUAGUAAAAGUAACAAACUUGAUUUUUCUUUCACUGUCUCUGUGCAUUCAUUGUUGUAAUACUCAUGUGUAUGGUUUUAUAGUGUGUUUUGUAAGUUGGCAUUUGUGAUUAUUAUGUCUGAUAAGUUACCUUUUGGUUUGUGGUCAAGAGAUUGUUUUAUUUUUAGUGAAAUAUUCAGCCUUCACUAUAUCCUAUUAAUAUGCGUUUAUUAUUCUUAUGAAUAUAGGGAAAAUGAUAAAUCUGGAUGAUAUGAUCGGAAAGGUUAGGAACCAGCAAAACUGAAAGCAAGGUUGAGAGGUUUGCCUUAACACAUAAGUGCUGGAAAAAAUAAUUUUUCAUUGGUCAGGCAGCCUCAAGUGAAUUGGACAGUGAAAGCAUAAAAAUAAAAUAGUUUUGAAAAUUUGAAUUGUUUUAUCUCUAAUGUAAUAUAAUAAAUCUGAGUAAAAAACAAACCACUGAAGUAUGGAAAUUUAAAAUUCUCCUUAUUAUAUUAAUUUGAUUGGCAUAGUUCCUUUCCAGUGAUAUUACCGUUGUAACUUGUAGGUAAUGCUUCAACAAAGAAAAGCUUUUUUAGUUCCUAAGAAAGGCACAAGAGGAAUACUGAUAAGUAAUAUAGGUGGUGUUCUAGGAAAUAUAUUCAUUCGUGGUCAUUGGACGAUUGUAAACAUUCUGUGGGGAAGUGUUCUCAGACACUUCUAGAAAUGUUUUCUUGUAAGAAACUUUUUCAUUCCAGUUGCAUAAAAAAGUGUAAGUAUGUUUGUUUUGAAGUUUUCUGAAGUAGAAAGUUUUAAGCAGAUUUAUAGAAAUGAAAUCAACAUGUUUAAGAAACAAAUUGAUAUUCAUUGAAUGUGUUGAAGUGGAAAAAAGUAUAGUUUUAAAAGAUUUGGUUAUUUCCCAUUUAUAUUUUAGUUAUUCAUUGACUCCAUAUCAGAGUGCAGUUCUCUUUCUUCACACCACACAAUGCUUGGUACUUAAAGAUGGUACUUUACCAUAGUAGUUUGUGGAAACACAAAAAAUGCCGCUGCAGGCAAAUCUUGUAUGUAGAGACUUCAAAACCCCCCCAAAAAAUAAUCAUUAUUAAUAAAUUCUUUAAUUAAGAGCCAUCUAAUGCCUUCUUUUUUUAACAUACAAAGAAAGUUACAUAAUGUUGCCAAAAAAAAUCAUUGACUAUGUUAUGACAGAAUUGUGUUGAGUAAAGAGGUCGAAACACCCAAAAAAUGUUUUGUUUGUUUUCCAAAAUGAUAAACAGGUCUUCAGUUAAAUAUACACCAGACUGAUUUGUGUAAUGAAAAUCCUAUUAAUUAUAACAACAAAAAUUUAGAGUUGUUUUACCUAAAGCUUCAAAACAUUUGUAGAAAUAUAAAUAAUACUGGUAUAAUUAGUGCUGGGAAGUUUAUGCAGUUGCAUAUUUUUCGUUAAUAGUCAUAUUUGCCUGAAACUUUGAAAUGUGUUUUUCAUGGCAAAAUAUUGAAAAUAGGGUCAGAAAAGUUUCGCAAAUAUGGCAUAAUUUGCAUAUUGAGAGCUUCUUGGCAUAUAAAUGAAAAUUUUUGCAACUUUUUUUAAAAUUUUGAAAUGUCCGCGCAAAAAAUGUUAAUUAAUGAAAAGUGUGAACUUACUUGUUGCUUCAAAUACAUAAGUACUAAUGAUGAGUUUGACUACUGACAGCCAGUGCCGCUGAAGUAAUAUCUACUCUCAUCUGUUUAUAAAGAAGAUAAAGAAUUCAAGGAAAA
This is a messenger RNA of Gryllus bimaculatus (two-spotted cricket), 3512 nucleotides long. The record is from the annotation of a GenBank genome assembly. NCBI's taxonomy places the organism in Eukaryota, Metazoa, Arthropoda, Insecta, Orthoptera, Gryllidae.